AUGUCUAACCAUACGCAGAACAUCACACAACUUCCCAGCAAUCCUCAAUACUACACCGCUACCACUAAUCUCACUCCCCAACGCCUUGGAGACUCACGAACUGAACUAUCAGGUUUCAAUGUUUCAAGGUCUAUCUCAAACACUGACCUCAUGUACGUCUAUGCACCGGAAUCAUGGAAUUCAAUAACGCUAACAACGUCAACAAACUCAAAAACACACAUGAAAACUAGCGAAAUCUCGGCGGCCGAAAUGCCACCACACAGUCUGGAAGCUAUCGAAAAUAUGUGGUAA
Molecule: messenger RNA, 291 nt
Organism: Parastagonospora nodorum SN15
Lineage: Eukaryota; Fungi; Ascomycota; Dothideomycetes; Pleosporales; Phaeosphaeriaceae
Exons: 3
Coding region: 1-291 (96 amino acids)
Source: RefSeq, a predicted model, not a curated record